UCUCGGACAGAAUUGUCGGUGCACUUAGAAUACAGCAACACAAGCUAAACAACAAAAACGACUUGAGGAGUUUAUUCAUUUUUGUUUCUCAUAUUUGAUUUUUUUAACUUAUGGAUUUAUCCUUUUAUAUGUGAUGAAUAAUAUACCGAAUGUUUCUCUUUAGCCGUUAGGUUGCAGAAUGCUAACAAACUAGCUCACUUUAGCCCUUGCUAAACUGUCUAAUUCAGCGUCUAUGGCCAUUAACGGGAGUCUUUUUGCUAACUGAAGCUUGGUGCUUUUCAGGGGGUUUGCAGUAAAACGUUAAAUCGCACGUUCGGGAGCCGUUUAAAUCAACUGUGUUAUUUUGGAUCUCGGUCAGCGGUGAGAAGAAAUGCCUACGGUGGUCUUAAUGGACGUGUCCCUGUCCAUGACACGACCAGUGUCCCUGGAUGGCAGUGAGGAGUUCCAGAGGAAGAACCUGGCUGUCCACGGACUCAACAUGCUGUUUGAACAUAUGGCUUCCAACUAUCGCUUGGAGUUCACCGCCCUGAUGGCCUUCUCCUCCCUCUGGGAGCUGCUGGUGCCAUUCACAAGGGAUUACAAUGCGUUACAGGAUGCACUUAGUAACUUGGAAGACUAUGACAAAACUUGUCUUGAGUUGGCUCUUCAAGGGGUUAGCAGCGUUGUUCAGCAGGAGUGGGGCAGUGCUUGUCCCUGUCAGGUGGUGCUGGUUACAGACGGAUCUCUUGGGAUUGGAAAGGGUUCCCUUCGCCACUCUCUUCAAACCCUGAAACUUCGUGGUGAUGACAAAAAGUUUCCACUUCCUUUCCCUUUUCCCACCAAGAUGUUCAUCAUGUGUAUAGCCAAUGCAGAGGAGUUGCAAAUGACUGACACCAUGGAUAACCUGGAGGAGCUCCUUCGUCUCAGUGGAGGGGAUGGACAGAUCUUCACCGUGGACGGACUGCUUUGCAUGAAGAGUGUACAAGCAAUGUUUGGGAUGCUGAUUGACCGAGCGUACUCUCCCUUCCACGCAGUUCUGCACUGCGGGAAUCUGUCUUCAGACGUUCAGGUGUUCCCUCGCCCCGAGCCUGUGGUGGUGGACGAAGAGGUGGAGCCUAUUCCCCGAGCUGUCAGCACAGAUUUGGAAAUUGUGGGCUUCAUUGAAAUUGCAGACAUCUCCAGCCCUCCUGUAAUAUCCAGACACUUGGUUCUUCCCAUUGCUGUGAACAAAGAAGUAGAUGAAGUUGGUACAGGAGCCACCGAUGAGCUUGAGGAGGAACCUUCAGCCAGCCAAAUGGCAGGGAAAAGCCCAAAUUUCUGUGUUCUUCUGCAUGGAAGUCUGAAGGUUGAGGGGAUGGUGGCUCUGGUCCAACUGGGGCCGGAUUGGUUUGGCAUGCUGUACUCCCAAGCAGACAGCAAGAAGAAGUCCAACCUGAUGAUGUCUUUGUUUGAGCCCAGUCCAGAUCCCCUGCCUUGGCUGGGCAAGAUCUCACAUCUGGGACCUGUUUCAGACUUCCCUCUGAUGCGUAGUCAUCUUUCUGGUGUCACAGAGGCUGCAGAAAAUCCCUACGGAGAGGAUGACAGUAAAAGCCCGUUCCCCGUGCAGCCACAGGUCAAACGAAGCUAUGCUCAGAAUGUCACCGUGUGGAUUAAAGCCAGCGGGCUACAGACCGACGUUCAGAAGAUCUUGAGGAAUGCAAGGAAAUUACCUGAUAAAACUCAGACAUUCUAUAAGGAGCUGAAUCGUCUGCGGAAAGCUGCCCUGGCUUUCGGUUUUUGGGAGCUCCUAAAGGGCGUGGCUGAACUGCUGGAGAGGGAGUGCACCCUGCUGCCCGACUCGACGCAUCCUGAUGCUGCUUUCCAGCUCUCCCAUGCUGCACACCAGCUCAAACUAGCCAGUUCUGGUGACUCCCAGUAUGCCGCUUUUGACCACAACAUUGUCCCCAUGCACACAGACUUCUCAAGCUGAGCCACCUUGUAUUAACUGAUUCUGAACCAGAUGUGAACUGGAACCAUACUGACCGGGCUUGUCCGAGAUGUCAUAUGGGGACACAAUUUAUCUGAAAUAAUUCAGAAGGAAACCUUAAAAAAAAAUCUUAGAUGUACAUAUUGUUUUUUUUACAUGUUUCUUUAUACAAUAUAUUUCCCAGAUUGACAGGUAAUUAAAUUACUCAUCAUUCAGAAUUUUUAUUCAGUGCCAUAAGUUAUCAAAAUGACAAUUCAAGGAACAUUUUGAAUAAUAAAGAUGCAUCCUGGGUCAUAGCUGAGCUGAAAAAGUGAAUUGUGUUUUAAAGGUCAUCGCUUUAUCUCAGACUUUUAUGAGAAGGGUAAAAUAAAGAAAACCAUGCAUUAGA
This is a messenger RNA of Girardinichthys multiradiatus, 2333 nucleotides long. It is a transcript of the gene ints14, whose product is annotated as integrator complex subunit 14. Gene Ontology annotation, cellular component: integrator complex. The transcript has 11 exons. Gene Ontology annotation, biological process: snRNA 3'-end processing. The record is from RefSeq and is a predicted model, not a curated record. Lineage: Eukaryota; Metazoa; Chordata; Actinopteri; Cyprinodontiformes; Goodeidae. The coding region runs from base 371 to 1948 and encodes 525 amino acids.